Fusarium graminearum PH-1 is the source of this 543-nucleotide messenger RNA. RefSeq lists its product as uncharacterized. Lineage: Eukaryota; Fungi; Ascomycota; Sordariomycetes; Hypocreales; Nectriaceae. The transcript has a single exon. The record is from RefSeq and is a predicted model, not a curated record. The coding region runs from base 1 to 543 and encodes 180 amino acids.
AUGGUUCUCUUUCGCUGUCUCGCGGUUGCAGCUGCGCUGUGCCACAAGGUCAGCGCCGGUCCAUGUCGCCCUCACCGAGACUCCACCACUACAAACGAGUUUAGCGGUGCUACAUUAGCAUUUGAGUCGUCAGUGCUAGUUGAUACAACUGCUCCGACGUCGACAUCUAUCACCCAUUCAUCAGUCGAGACAGUAUCUUCCUCGUACAUUUCUACAUAUCUUGCGGUUGCUACAAUGAACACAUUGCUGGAUGAAAUGGUGACGAGCGUGACUCUUUCAAGCAGGUUGGGCGAUGAGAUAUCGAUCCUCAGUGAGAUGACUGACGCAGAGACACCUCCCUCCAAUGCCGAACAGAAGGAGACAACUACUGCUCAACCCAACAGCUCGAGCGAGGACCCAUCUGUCACAGCGUCUCACCAAGCAUCAGCUGGCACAGAGACAAGCACUGCCGAAAUAAACAGUUUUGAGAUCAUCUCUACUGUACCAAGCAGUAUCGAGACGACAACCGACGAGACAACCAAAUUCGAAACGACCAGUGCCUAG